Exserohilum turcica Et28A is the source of this 1844-nucleotide messenger RNA. RefSeq lists its product as uncharacterized. Gene Ontology annotation, cellular component: transcription factor TFIID complex. Gene Ontology annotation, biological process: transcription initiation at RNA polymerase II promoter; RNA polymerase II preinitiation complex assembly. Lineage: Eukaryota; Fungi; Ascomycota; Dothideomycetes; Pleosporales; Pleosporaceae. The transcript has a single exon. The record is from RefSeq and is a predicted model, not a curated record. Bases 1 to 1665 code for a protein of 554 amino acids. Gene Ontology annotation, molecular function: RNA polymerase II general transcription initiation factor activity.
AUGAAGCUCAAACUCAAGAACCCCGACGCCCCUCCUAGCGAUGCGCCCGCAGGCCCUCCCCCAUCCGACGCGUCCGCACCGCCUGCGCCAAAGCCCGGCCUGAAGCUCAAAUUCAAACCCGCCGUGGCUGCCCCUAGCGAGCCCGCCGACGGACAGACUGGCGACGUGAACAAAGUUAAGCGCAAGUACACCAAGAAGCCCAAAGUCGACGAGAGCGGCAAUGUCAUUCCCCCAGGAAAGCUGCUCGGGCCUAAGAAGCGGGCGCGCGACGAGGGCGAAGAUUUCGACUCACCGGCCGCUAAGCGCAAGCCAAAGCCCACUGCAAAGAGCCUCGCCAUGGCCAACGAUACCGACGAAGACGACAAUCUUACCGCAGUCGAGCAGCCGCCGCCUCUACUCAAAGCACACAAUCGCACUCAGUCGAUCAAGCUGUCCAUCAAGCCAAAGGGCAGUAUGAACACGGCUAUUCCAGGACGAAGUACAGCAAUCCUCAAGGUCAAGGGCGCAGGAAAGCCGCCAGUGAGACCGUACGGUGUUGGCUAUGACAGUGAGGCAGAGGAGGCGGAAGUCGACCCGGCCAUCGAGUCUCAGUUUGUGUUGCGGAUGAAGCCUGGACCAGACUGCGACUUACUGCGCAAGUCUAUCGAAGAAAAGACCAUCGGCAAGAGCAUGUCACAAGGAGGCCCCGGCGUGCACUUCCGAUUCUUUGACCGCGAGGGCCGCCGCGCCAUGCUCACCAUACAGAGCCGCAUGUAUGCAGCAACCAUGGUUGAGCUUCCUGCCGUUAUUGAGUCUCUGAAGAGUUGGAACAAGAAGGACUGGGUAAAAACAGCCGACGUGUGCCAGAUGCUCUUGGUCUUGGACGAAGUUAAGAACGAGGAAGAGGCGAAAAAGUAUCCUUUACCAUCCUACAUCUCGCCAGAUACACAUCGAUACCCCCACGGUCUGACACCACCCAUGAAAUGGGCUCGCAAACGGAGGUUUCGCCCUCGCAAAUCAUACAUUGAUGUAGAGCGAGCCGAAGCAGAAUUGAACCGGCUACUAAACGAAGACGCCAACGCAGUGUCCGCAAAGUACGAGAUGGUGGAAAGCGAUGCAGAGAGCUCGGAGGAAGAGUCCAGCUCGGAAGAAGAGGCCGACGAGGAAAUGGUCGACGUUGAGCAGGCCGAAGAGAUGGACGCCAACGAUCUCGAGCAGAUGCUUGCCCAAGGACUCAUGGACGAUGAAGUCGAGUUCACAGGCGACAAUGAGCAACUGAAUGCAUUGCUUGCCAACUCGAGCAACGUCGAAGUCGAACAGGUUGGCACUCCCACCACUGCUCAUGACGUCGCUAUGCACGCUCUCGGUCAUAGUGGCCACAUUGAGCCCGAGACUGCGGCUUCUACGCCAGCGGCAGCCACUUCUGCUGACGAUGACGAUGACGAUGACGACGCCGACUCUGACGAUGGCGACGAAGUCGAUGAAGCUGCGGCGGCGGAGGAGCAGCGUCAAGAACAGCUCAGAGCCGAAAUCGCAGAGCUGGAAAAGGCCAUCGUUCAGAGUACCGAGCAGCGCGACAGACAGACCAACGUCCUCUUCAAGAAGCGUGUACAGACGCAAAUCGACAAGCAAAAGGCGGAUCUCGCUAUCAAGCGUAAGCAGCUAAACGAGGAGGCGGAUGAGUAAUAUGUAGGGUAUUAUUGUUGUAAGCUUGCGCCGGCAGCGCGGCACAAGCAUUCGGUAUUGGUUCAUGAGGGAAUUGCGUGACAUUGCAAUGGCGUCCAGGGUCACAGCAUUGUUACGGCGUUAUGGAGCAGGGCAGCACGCUCUCCCUGAAUGUAGGCGUUACUAGAUUUGAAUUAUUC